GGAAGUGAUGUUGUUUAAUAAACACGCACCGUAAGGUACAUGCAAGCGCCUGCUGGUUGAGAUGAGACAAAAUGACUUUGACACAAUUUCGGACAGUUUUGCGUUAUUUUAAUCAAUACAGCGAAGUUUCAAGUGUUGUCCAGAGACUGACACCAGCUUUGUGUCAGACAGGCCAGCAUACAUGUCGUACAAGAUCAGCCCUCAUUUCCCAGCACAGUUCCCAUGGACUGCAUACAUUGCCAUCCAAGCUCAUCCCCGCCCAUUCAUGUAUGCUCCAGCAGAAACGAGGUGUUCGCAAGCUAUUCCCAGAACCAUUUGAACAAGAUCCUGAACUUAAUUCUUUGCCAGAUGAGUACACUCACUUAGACCUCAAUUAUGUUCCACACCUUGGAGGAAAAGGAAAAGAUAUUGUUGAAAACAUCCGAGAAGCAGAUAAACAAGCAGACAUUGGUCGACUGUUUGCUGUGGUCCAUAUCGAUGGUAAACAGCGAAAAAUUACUACAGAGGAUCUUGUUCUCAUUAAUGGCUUCUUUCCUCCCCAGAUCGGGGAUAAAAUCCGACUAGAAAAGGUGAUGAUGGUUGGAGGGAAGGACUUCACCUUGAUUGGGAAACCUCUGCUCAAGAGGGACAUGGUGAACAUCGAGGCAACAGUGAUUGAGAAGACGCUGUCACACGUCCGAGUUCACUUCACCAUGUUAAAGCGUUUCAGGAGACUCAAGUUGCUGCAGCACCCCCAGACUGUGAUAGUGAUCAACAAGAUAGAAGUGGAACCUACCGCCCUCUGACCCUUAAAGCUGUGUGGUGUUCCAUUUUCAUACCUGUACGACUGAUAUACAUUGUACUAGUAAACAAACCUUGCGUGACUGAUACAACUUCUGUCAUACAUUGAAAAUGAAUAAAUACUGUAUAAAGUA
Messenger RNA from Mya arenaria, 914 nucleotides. RefSeq names its product 39S ribosomal protein L21, mitochondrial-like. Bases 72 to 785 code for a protein of 237 amino acids. Gene Ontology annotation, cellular component: ribosome; mitochondrial large ribosomal subunit. Gene Ontology annotation, molecular function: structural constituent of ribosome. Lineage: Eukaryota; Metazoa; Mollusca; Bivalvia; Myida; Myidae. The transcript has 7 exons. The record is from RefSeq and is a predicted model, not a curated record.